Messenger RNA from Macrosteles quadrilineatus (aster leafhopper), 1404 nucleotides. RefSeq lists its product as uncharacterized. The transcript is spliced from 3 exons. Lineage: Eukaryota; Metazoa; Arthropoda; Insecta; Hemiptera; Cicadellidae. The coding region runs from base 1 to 1404 and encodes 467 amino acids. The record is from RefSeq and is a predicted model, not a curated record.
AUGUUGGAUAAAGGUGUUAUCGUGAGAGUAGACACUCCGACUGACUGGUGUUCACCUCUUGUCAUUGUCCCUAAAAAGGACAAUUCAAUAAGACUUUGCGUAGAUUUUACUAAACUUAAUGAGAGUGUUAAACGAGAACUAUAUCCUGUGCCCUCUGUAGACUACAGUCUGGGACAAUUAGAUGGUGCUAAGGUGUUCUCGAAACUAGAUGCUAACUCGGGUUAUUGGCAAAUACCCAUAACAGAAGAAGCUUCAUAUUUGACUACUUUCAUCACACCUUUCGGAAGCAUUUCUAAAGAAACCUUCCUCUCAGCGGAUUCCUCGUCAUAUGGUAUUGGAGUUGCACUACUUCAGCUUCAAGAAGAUGGAACUAAACGUCCGGUGGCCUAUGCUUCGAGAAGUUUGUCAUCAGCCGAACGUAAUUGGGCUCAAAUAGAAAAAGAAGCUCUAGCGAUUGCUUGGGGGUGUGAACGGUUUGAACACCUCAUUUUAGGGUUGCAUUUGCAUAUUGAGACAGACCAUAAGCCCUUGCUCUCCAUAUUCAAGAUAAAAGACUUGGACAAUAUUACUCCCAGGCUUCAGAGAAUACGACUCCGACUGAUGAGAUAUACGUAUGACAUUACCUACACGCCCGGUAAACAGUUGAUUUUGGCUGAUGCACUGUCUCGAGACACAGAGAACUCUGAAGAGGAAUGGGAACUUACAGAGGAAAUCCUUGCUUAUAUACAAAACAUUGACACUACUCUACCAUCAGUUUCGGAUGAAAGGUUGCGAGAAAUAAAUCAAGAAACUAUGAAAGAUGAAACUCUAAAACAUGUGUCACAGUAUAGUGUGAGAGGUUGGCCAGGAAAAUCUAAGAUUCCAGAGGAUGUAUUGCCCUACUGGUAUCAUAGAGAAGAUAUAAGUGAGCAAAAUGGUAUACUUCUCUUUGGAAGUCGUAUUAUAAUACCAAAUUCUCUAAGAGCUAAUGUACUAAGAAGUAUUCAUGAAGGACAUCAAGGCAUAACAAAAUGUAGAUCUUUUGCAAAAUUGACUGUGUGGUGGCCUCGUCUUUCUCAACAAAUCAAAGAACUAGUAGAAAAUUGCAAGACAUGUGCAGAAAAUCGCGCUACGAGAGCAGAGCCGCUGAUACCAACCCCUUAUCCGGAUAGACCUUGGCAAAUAGUGGGUGCCGAUUUGCUGAAGUGCAAAGGUCACUGUUGUGACGUCACGUUGUCAUGGCAACCGACCAGUCAAUGGAAAGUGGCGACACGUGCGACCUUGAGAGUCCUUCACCCAGUUGCAGCUCCUCCCCCAACCAACCCCAACACUCACUCAACCCCCAAACCACCACCCGGCAACCACCAACCCUUUCCAACCAUCAUUCCCGUUGACGCAAACCCGUCGCAUGCAACCUGGGAAUAA